AUGGCUUUGGUUGGUGGGGAGCACCGCGUAACCGAAGACAUCGUUGCGGUGAAGUAUCUAGAAUCGGUCAGGAGGCUGUACUUCAAUCCUCAUGCUAAAGACUUAGAGCGGAGAACUGUGCAGCUCCUGGCGCAGCUUCUUGCAUGCCCUCCCCACUCCUUGCUGGUGUGGGACUCUCUGAGAAGGACUAGAUUGCUUACCACUGUCGCCCGGGUAUUAGGGUCGGAGAAAAAGCUUCAAGGUCUUUUAUCGGUAGGUGGGAGACCCGAAGAUUACUUGAGGGUUGUGGAGCUUGCUUCCAACUCGAGCCCAUGCGAAUGCAUGAAUCAUCUCACGAAAGGUGAAGACAGCCAUACCGAGUUGGAGCCAUUCUUCGCGGUCCUUGGUCGGUUAGGGAAGUUGGAUUGUGAUGCUGCUACCUACCGUGCUUGCUAUGAUUCGUUUGCGAGGGCAGUCUCUAAUCUUCUCUCUGAUGCCCGGAACUGUGCUCGUCUCGUUCGAGCAGACAUAUCACCCAUAAAAAUACUUUUCAAUACAUUGAAGGGUUCCCCGUCGAGCAGAAUUGACGUUUCCCUUUGUGUGCUACGGGUUAUUUUGCAGAUACUUUUGCAUACGGCCGCCUUUACAUGCAUUUGGAUAAAGGAAUUUAGCGAUUUGGACGGACCUUCGACGUGCCUGUCCGUGGUUCUUACGUGGUGCGGAACAUGCGAAGAUCCGAGUCUUCCUCUGAGUACCGAAUCUACCGUAGUGUUUGAUCUUCUUUGCUUGUUGCUUUCUUUUCCCGGUAAUGGACGGGGGCCCAGCAGUGCACUUUACAUGUAUCUGAGGGGCUGCCACUGGGAGGCUGAGAAUCUGGAGGUCGGUCCGCUGGAUGAUACGGCGACAAUAGGUAUGUUUGGGCUCAACGUGCUUGUGGAAGCUUGUUCCAUCGCCAUGAAUUUUCGUCCUGCUAUCUUUACUCACCUUGCCCGACUCCUCGUCCGGGCGCUGAAGCUGGGGGGCGACGACGUUGUGUCGGCUGGACUCGUGAGUGCAGCACUGGUUGCUGUUUUGAGGCAGUAUGCCAAAUUUUGUGAUGACUGUGAUAAAACGAUAUUAGCUAUCGUCCGUUUGUGUGUAACAGUUUGCAGCUGCCACGGGGCUUACGAUGCGCAAACUGAAGGGGCUACCCAACUUUGUACGCUAGUGGUAGAGCUCGUAUGUGAUAUGAGGGGACAUAUAUCGAAAGGCACUGUCCGGGCUGUCAUGUGCUUAACCAGCCGCGUAAAUGCAGAGUCUACGUUCACAAGGCUCUUCUCCGUUCACUUACUCGAGAGGUUGGAAGGGAGGUUAGCCAUUUCACAGGAUCCCGCUGAGGUGUAUUUGUUUCUUCAAAUGAUGAAUGAAAUAUGUGGGAAUGUUCCCGUCCUACGAAGGGAAUUCAUGCUUACUCUCAACACUCUUUUCCAGCUGUUGGGUACUGAGGCAAAGAACGGCCGCGAGACGCUUAUGUUGUGUGUGGAUUUGCUCUCGACCAUGUGUAGAGAUGAUGAAGAAACAACUUUUAAUAUCUAUGCCGGGCUGCGGGAAUUCAUCACACGGAGCGAUUUUUGCUCAGUUGAUUCCAUCCGGCUCGGGUGCUGGGGUCUGCAGGCGCUGAUAGAUCUGCUGGCGCAUGCUUCGUCCUCUUUAACGCAUUUUGCUGACUCUGUUGACUUCCUCGUAACGUGCGUUGAGAAACUGUGUGUUGCCAUGUGCCGGGCGUUUGACUCACAGAUGACGGUUACAGAAUGUUUUGGGGUACCUUCCCAAAUUUUAGGUCCCCAACCAUUGGAGGUAGGCGGCUUCGAUGUGAAUCCAGGCAGUGUCGUACCGAACGUGUAUUAUUUUUAUUGCCAAUUCUUAGUUCUUGGACUCCAUGCACUAUGUUACGUUCAGGCUACAUCAACAGGUACGUUCUUCAGGGAUCUACCCGCGAAACUUGAACGGGUAUUGGCUAGGGGGCCUUUUCUCCGGUGUAGGGUGUACACUUCUGCGGUUGUUCGUGCCCUUAUUGCGAUGGCAUCGUCCACCUCAUCUGUUGUUUUUGACGAAGUAUUCUUCGCCAACAGAGGUGACUGUGCCCAAUGGUUUGCAGGAUGGGGUGCUGUGCAUCGUCGUUCAUGGAGGUUUAACACGUCGUUCGGUGACGUUUCUUUUUUUCACGAGAGGCAGCGGAUUGUCCACAUUGGGUACUUUUGGUGUCUGCAGCGGCUUCUUCUACAGCUCUCGGAUACUUCUCAGAAGUCGAUGCUUGGCGCGUCGGUACUGGAGCUUUGGUUCAAUGUUUUUUCCAACUCGUCCGAAAACAUCUACAUCUUGAUGGAUAGUAAGAUGACCCUCACCUUGGCGAGCCUUUGUGCCGUUUCGGCUGCCGAUGAUUGCGAGUAUUCGUUUGAAAGAUAUGAGAUACUUCUUAAAACAAUGCAUGAAAUGGGGGUAUACGGGAUGGACUGCGCAUCCGUACUAUACCUUCUCCGGUUAUGCUUGUGUGACCGCGAUAGCUCCUCUGUCCUGUACAACGACGAGGCAACUGUGAAAGUGCUAUCUACUUUAAAGACCCUGUUGCGUCAGUCUCUCCCAAGCAAUGGACCGGUGCUGUUUUACGGUGUUUCCUCAGGGUGUACGCCGCGGUCGCACUUUUGCAACAACACUGCGGCUUUACAGGUGAGGGGACCACGCAUUGGUGGAGGAGUUGAUAUCCCUGUUCUCCUUGGCAGGGUGAAGUCUGACAGGUGUUUUUCGUUUGUUCUUUGGUUUCUCCUCGAACCGAAGUCGCCACAUACAGUUGAGGAGGUAGACAUUAUUUUGAUGUCAAUAGCUUUUAAUCGAAACAGCGCAUUUAUCCAGCUUGUUUACACUGUCCAAGGAACGUUGCACCUACGGGUGAUACUGAGGUCGCCUGAAGAUCGAAACCAGCAGCAGCAGCGGCUUCAUUCUGAAUACGUUUUGUUCUCCAAUGAUGAAAUACCAACCAAAAGGUGGUGCAUGGUAUCGAUGCUAGUGUCUCAAAAGCGCACCAAAUCAUUUGGUAGAAACCCUAAAUAUUUGCUGAACGUUCAACUUUCAUUGUACACAGGGAGUCAAGCCGAUGCCCAGCCAUCAGUAGUGAUGAAGCUGAGUGAUAUAAGGUGUCAUGGAACGUGUAAGGGCGGUCAGUUGCUCCGAGAGGUAAACAUGGUUUCGCUUGUCAUGACGGAUGGACCGCCAACUAACUAUCCGCGGCGGUUUCUUUUGGGUUCGCUUGGCGCGUUCGGUGGAGUGCUCUCGCGGGUUGAGGUGGAGAUGCUCUUUGCCAUGGGAAGUGACUCCUUGUUUUCACUCCAUUUCAUGGACAAGAAAUUUGUGAAUAAUCUCUUUCCGGCGCUGGCCUACAUGUCUGAGAGAAACCGAGGAAAACACGGGGCGCAGCUUAUGCGAUUGGCAGUGCCGUGGUUGGCGCAGGGUUACGCCAACGCGGAGAAUGCCAUUUUGGCUUCUACAUUCCCCUUUGCAGUGUAUCAGAAAAGGGAGCGACAGGUGGUUGUCGCUGGCGUGCGCAACGGCGACCUCUGCGUCGAGUCGAACGCAGAAUACCUUCAACCCACCAAUGACAGACCAAAAGUGCAGGGCAGCGGCGCUGAGGAGACGCUUCCACCGGCUUCUGCGCGGUCAGUAAAGAGUGGAACCCGGAUCCCUGUACCGAUUUUCCUGGGCGUGCGCUCCGUGUCCGAUUUGCAGAACUCUGGGGUUGCGGGGGAAGACAUGUUAGCGCUGUUGAAUGCGCCACAGUUUAUAUGCAGCACGCCCCUGUAUUCCAUUUUGGAUGCGCUAGGUGGUCCACCUUUCUUCUUGUGUUUUUCCUCCUUGCAACUUCCCCACUCGGGGGCAUUCGAGGAGGCGUGGGAAUGUGCAUGCGCUGCAGUUAAAUGGCACACAACUAACAAUCUACUUUGCCCUAAGGCCCAACGUGGGGACGCCCAUCUCCUUGCGUUAGUCAAAGCCUUGCUUUAUCAUCGGAUACAUGUAUCAGAGACAACGGCAUCCUCCUUGUGCGAUGUUGUUGGUGACCGACUCAUCACCCGUAUGGAUAUUCUACCACUUCUUCUUGAGUUUACUGUUUGGGCGAGGGAUACCGGUGCUUUUCGCUUUGUUGUGGGUAAAUUGCGUCAGUAUAUCCUUGACGAUGUGUAUGGCCGUUUCAACAGACAAAUACUUGGUGCUGGUCGUCAUAUUGCGUCAACUGAGGGCGAAUGCAAUGCUUUGGAGGAGUUUCUUUUGCAUCUUCACAUACACUUUUCAGAAGGCAUUGUUGGUAGUUGGGAUACCUCUCUCAUUCCCUUUGCCACAGAGUUUCUGACGGCUCUGUGCCAAACGGCGACUCACGCGAGAAGGGUUGUGAAGGCGGCCACUGCUCUGCUCGCUUUGGACAAACCCUUGACGUCCGCGGCGAUAGAGUGGGUGAUUGGCCUCUUAGAGGCUGUGUUUUAUUUAAUGAACGAGAAUGUUAUUCUUUGUGGAGAUGAAUCUGCGAGUUUAGCUGAAGACAUUACCGCCAUUUUUAAGUCUUCACACGAGGCCGUGCGUCGCAAGGCACUGUCUUUGUUUUCACGCACACCAAUGUCUAGGACCCAGUUAGACGCCGUAAUAAGCCAGUACAUGGUGAGGGGAGUCCUCUCUUCGGUUGACGACUUGCUCUCUGAGGAGGAGUUUCUUACUAUUGUGGGGAUCAUUGAACGAAGCGCGGCCUCAGGUGACACCACUCGAGCUCGUGGGCUUCUGUAUUUUCUCGUCACACUUCUUUCCCACGUCCCAAAUGAAAUUCGGUUGGGUAUCCUGUCACUGCUCGAGGAGAUAACGUGUGAAAGAGGCGCAUUUGAGGGUGGGCUUCUUUCUCCUCUUGACACCGGUGGGUUCCCUGUCUCUCUGUUGUAUGGCCGCUUGCUGCACGUGCUGCAUAUGGUAGAGGGCAAUUGCUCCUCCUUGGUUGAGUCAUUUGUGAGGUUGGUGAUCCGUAUGUGUGUGGGAAUGGUUUCGGUCUCGUGUGAGAGAAAUGACAUGAAUUGUGGCCAUCUCCUAGGUGAAGUGGGUCUAGCCUCUCUAACGUGUGUAGCGUCGAUAUUAAAACGUUCUGGACGUGAGGGAUCGCUUGAUGCUUGCAUCAGCAGCGCGUUAAUCCGGGCUUACCGGUAUUCAUCUGAAGUGUUACGUGCCUACAGCAUGCAUCUUGAGAAGGGAACUGCUACCGGAGCGUUUCUGAUGAGCUAUGUUUCGUUCCUAAAAUCCACUGCAAUUGUUGUGAUUCUUCUAAGUUGGUGUGAAAGAGACUAUCGGCUCUCUAGUGAGGUUAAAGUAGAAGAUGAGAGUUGCGUUUGCCAUGCGGCGGCGGAGGCUUACUUGGCUCAGUUUUCGAAACCUAUUCAUUUUGGAGACCACCACCUUAGUGCCCGCCUCUGCAUGUCAUUUUUUGAAGGUGGGCAAAGGUUAUUUUUCCAGUUGCAGCAAGCUGGCACCACUGGGCUUCACGCCAAGGAAGUAAAGCAGAUCUCUCAGGAGUUACUGACACUGCAAUGGAGAGUGGCAGUGACCCUACUAAAUGACGCAGACACGAGCGGAGAAGAUCUUAUGAAAGAGCUUGCUCUUCUAUAUGUUGCAAGUAGCGGCAGCGCCAGUUACGGCUUUAAGUUUUCGACUUGGAAGGAGAGAGAGAGGUUGGUUGAACCACCAUUGGGUUCCGACUGGAAGCAUUUGCAAUUCGCUCCCGGUGCUUUAAUUACUGAGCUUCUGAAAGUGGAUUAUGAGAGAGCGGUGAGGGAGAGCGCCCCAUGGCUAAUCGUUUCUAGAGGUGCAUCAAGUCUUCUUAGUGAAUCUCGGCUGGAGAAUUCUAGUCGAUACAACAUGGCGGUGUCCAUAUGCCGUCUUGUGCGGUACAACAGCGGUAUUUGGUCUAACGUGAAGGGGGGGUUUACUCCAUUGUCCGUUGCGGAACUGGAUUCGAACAUCAAAACGAAUGCUAUGAGUAUCGGAGGUGCCGCCUUAAAACCUCUACCAGAGGGGGGUGAUGGUAUUAGCGUACAUUGGGAAGUGGAGUUUUCGCGUAGUGGUGUGGCUUCGCUGGAAAGGUACAUCAAUGAUAUUCACUCGACUGCACUUUCUUCACUUAAUCAAUGUAGUGAGCGGUUUGCUCUUCUCCUUUUGUCGGUAAGUGCUGAACAGGCAUUGCAGCAUCGGGAAAAAAGUGGACUGGCUGUAGAGCAGUACUGCCGCUCCGUUUUGCGGCAAGUAGCUUCGCAUCGAAAAUGUAUCGAGGGGGAAAGCAAGGCAGUACUCGCUGCAUAUGCAGCCUAUCGUUUUUCGUUAACACCAUGGUGGGGUCAAAGUGUAAAUCUCUAUGUUGCAUCCCCUGUGCCCAUGAACCAGUGGGAGCUCGACCGUUUUACGGGACCUGAGUGGCAGCGCAUUCGCUUUCGUCGCUUUGCACAUGCCAUGAGGGUUAAGCAUGUGAAGUCCAAAGGCGAUAUGCUCCCAUACGUUUAUCGAGGUGACAUUUCUUACCCCGAUGACACACAACUGUUGGAAAUUUACUCUGUUACGGCCGUUCCACAGUUGAUCGGAGUCCACUGCGAUGGACCUCAGCCUUUUGUGGCAAAGUGUGUCUUGGUUUUGCCCAUGGACCGGGUUCCCAUUACGCUGUACGUGUCGCCACAUACCAUUUCUUACGUUCACGACGAAUCAGAACCGUCCCCAGAUGCCACAGAAAGGGGGGUUACAGCGACACAGGCAACGAAGGGCAACGGAGGCAGUUGUUUUUCAGGUCUUCCGUGUAUCUCUGCGUCGGCCGACCAGGAGUCUGACACGGUGGCUUGCAAUGGAGAUGUGCGUCGCUACCAGAGGGUGUUUGCUGUAUCUUCUUUACGGGCAGUUUGGCCACGCCGUAAUUUGCUUCAGCCAUCUGCGCUUGAACUCCUUUUUUCGACUGGUGAAAGUAUAUUUUUGGUUUUUCAUUCUCAGGACACGAUGAAACUUGUCUCUGAUAUCGUCACUACCGUUGCAUGUCCUUAUCUUGAUAGGGCUCUGGUGUUAACGGAGGCAAACUUGAAGAUGUGGUGUAAUUGGUGGCGCGAAGGACGCAUCACCAACUUCCACUAUUUGAUGUACCUCAACUUUGCCGCGGGUCGGAGCUACGGGGAUAUGCGACAGUAUCCGGUAUUCCCGCAUGUUGUGGCUGACUUUUCGUCACUCACGUUGGAUUUGACGUCACCAUCCACGUACCGCUGCCUCAAGAGGCCGAUAGGUGCUCAAACCCCGGAGGGCAUCCAAAGGGCAGCUAAAACUUAUGCGGAGACCUCCACGGAUGUGGGCAUGGCUGUGGAGGCAUCGUGUUGCGGGUCGCCUUAUCACUACGGUUCCCACUACUCACCCUUAGGAGGCGCUCUUCAUUACCUUGUUCGUGUGCAACCGUUUUCAGACUUUUUCAUGAAGAUGAAUUCCAAGCUGGACGAUGCGGGUCGUGUGUUUGAUUCUGUUGGUGCAGCAUACGCGAUAGCAACCUGUGGUAAAGAUGUAAAAGAACUAUUACCAGAGUUUUACUGUUUGCCCGAGUUGUUUGUUAAUGCUAACCGUAUACCAUUCGGAACGAAGCAGGACGGGGAAGUCGUUAAUGAUGUGCAAUUACCCCCUUGGGCGUCUACCCCUCGCAAGUUAUCACAGACACUCAGAAGAGCACUGGAGGGUUGUUACGUCUCAGAAAAUCUGCACUCGUGGAUAGACUUAAUAUUUGGUUUCAGGCAGCGAGGAAAAGAGGCUGUCGCAGCACUGAACACGUUUCAUCCUCUCACCUACGAGGGUUCUGUGAACCUCCCAAAUAUCAGUGAUGACGUUCUCCGUUCCAGUCACGAAACACAGAUUGACUGCUUUGGGCAAACUCCACUGCAGCUGUUCUCCCAGCCACACAAAUCACGGCGGAAGAUAGCAGAUAUCACGUUCCGUCAAAGCCCAUGUCCUACCCUCCGCUGCGAUGCAUCAAAUUUGGCCCUUUGUGUUCUGCUGAACCCGGGACGACUCAUCCCUGCCGGCGUUUGCAAACGUAGCUGCGGGACCACUGUUGUGUUUCCCCGAACGAAGCUGAACGGCAUCGGAAGCAGUAUUGAUGAGGGCACCGAACGCAAGGCUCAAGAUGGCCAAGUGCGGCCCUUGGUGCUACCGAAAGGUGUUUUUCCGUUCACAGUGGUUCACGAACAGGUUAGGGAUUGUCUUCGUUACAAAGGCAGUUGUAUUGUUUUGGUCGAUGGCAAGGAUGCGUCACACCAGACACGUUCAUUUCAUGUCGGAUAUGGGGAAAUAACAGCUCUAACGGUCGACUCACCAAAUGUUUACGUGGGGAUGGAGUCUGGAGCCAUUCACAUGCUAACGAUGACGUAUGACACUUUUCUGGAAGUUGAGUUGACCUUUCGUGAUGGGAAGGGAGUGCGGCUAGGUGGGGAGGAGGUAUUCCAAAGGUUUCUACAGGGUAAACUCAAUUUCACUGAAAGCCGCCAGACAGCUUGUCGAACUUUGUGUGUGCUUUACGGUCACACCGCACGCGUGACUGCCCUAUGCUUGUCCAGCGAGUGGGGCAUUUUGGUCUCAUCCUCCGAGGAUUGCAACGUCGCACUGUGGGAUACGGAGCGCCGUGUGCUAAUUCGUACUAUCCCCAAUCAUCUCAUGUCACCAGCGUACUCCAAAUUUCCGAUGAAAAGUGUCAUGAACCACCGACUACAGGGUAGCAGUGGGUCGUGGUAUUUUGAUCUCAUCACUGUGAACGCGAAGCAUGGGGACAUUAUUUUAGCGGGUGGUUCGCUCGCUGGUUUGCACGAAGUCCGACGGUACUCCAUCAAUGGUGAGUUUUUGGGUUUCUACUCGCUGGGGGAAACUCCGGCAACUGCCAUUCUUUCAGUCGGUGAUAUUGUGUUUGUUGGUAGAGGGAGUGUAGUUCACAUGUUGAAGGGGAAUAGUUUAGAGUGGUCAUGUGAUCUUAUCCAUCCUGGGAUCGAAGACUGCAUCGAGUCGUUGGCUUUGAGUCCUAAUGGUCAAUCUCUCGUUGCUUGUGAUCGGAGGGAAAAUCUUGUUACAUGGAAGGUAGCACCGCAGUAA
This is a messenger RNA of Trypanosoma brucei brucei TREU927, 9129 nucleotides long. Its product is annotated as neurobeachin/beige protein, putative. Gene Ontology annotation, molecular function: protein binding. The transcript has a single exon. Bases 1 to 9129 code for a protein of 3042 amino acids. Lineage: Eukaryota; Euglenozoa; Kinetoplastea; Trypanosomatida; Trypanosomatidae. The record is from RefSeq and is a predicted model, not a curated record.